AUGAACAAGGCAGUCUUCCAAGGCCGUCGCGGGAUCAAUCCGUUACAGCACAAAAUUGUAACUGCCCCCGAGUACUGGCUAAGCAUGGAUUUCGCGGGUGUACCGUACUUUGAGCCAUGCUAUGCUAGUCUGAUCAAAAGAACGGAAAAAGAAAUCACCAAAGAAUAUGCAAUGGAAAUCCAUUCUCGUUGCAAAGCGGGGACACCAUUCAAAUGGGAUCCAAACAAUCCAGAGAAUUCACUGCCUCCUACUUUACAAGGCGUGGUUUACCAGAUUACUAAAACUUGUCUCGAGCGUAUCAUAAGAACAGAAGGCGGAUGGGGAUAUAACAGUAUUCCGGUUGGGUAUGAUGUUAUCGAUGUCGAAUGCAAGACUAGUGACGAUGAAAUACUCGUCGCAAAGACCUUGAUUGCUAGGCCCGCUUCAAUCAGGCCUGGAUGUCAGGCAUCGGCUAGGCAAGUAUAUAGAAAUCUUGACAAGCCACGCGAUUCAACCAACUUGUUGUAG
Molecule: messenger RNA, 507 nt
Organism: Paraglomus brasilianum
Lineage: Eukaryota; Fungi; Glomeromycota; Glomeromycetes; Paraglomerales; Paraglomeraceae
Source: the annotation of a GenBank genome assembly